Dimorphilus gyrociliatus is the source of this 472-nucleotide messenger RNA. NCBI's taxonomy places the organism in Eukaryota, Metazoa, Annelida, Polychaeta, Dinophilidae. The record is from the annotation of a GenBank genome assembly.
AAUAUGAUUUUUUUUAUGUCAAUAGCAGACAACGGUCACCGCUACAUUAUAUUUAAACUUUGGAAUUUCGAAGGUUCAAUUAACACCAGUCGUUGCUUUGCUUCUGAAUUAAUUAAGUGUCACCUUUCAGUGAAAAAUGUCGUUGAAGGAAAAAUUUGAUAUGGCCGUUGAUGUUGUCCAGAGCCUCCCAAAAGAAGGCCCACAAAAACCGACUGAUCAAGUUCGCCUGAAGUUUUAUAGCUAUUAUAAACAGGCAACCAUUGGCAAAUGUAAUACUAGCGGACCUGGAAUGUUCUCAUUGGACCUAGUCGGAAAGGCUAAGUGGAACGCUUGGAAUGGUCUUGGUGAUAUGCCUUCUGAAGAAGCCAUGGCCAAUUAUGUCAUGGAGCUAAAAAAGAUGAUACAAGAAAAUCCUAGCAAGAGCGAAGACGCUGUUCAAGCCAAGAUUGAUAAAUUUAUGUCCAUGGUCUAA